CCUUGUUUUCAUUGCUUUAUGCUCUUUAUGUGACAUCUUUUUAUAAGAAAUGAAAAAAUUAUUAAUUUUACAAUUAACUAUCAUAUUACACAAUAAAGAAUAGUUUAUUCUAUCAGUAGAAUAAAUUAUUAGAUUUAUAUACUAAAUGGUUAUUAGUUUUAGCGCUAAGCAGUUAUUUUGUGAAAAAGAGUUUACUCGUAUAGGGGAUGGAAAACAUUGGCAAAAAAUGUUUUUUUUUGAGAAUCAAGUGCUUUUUCGUAAAAUAAGUAACCUCAAUUACUUUAAUAAAAUGAACAAUCGAAUAUUUCACUGAAUAUCUUGAAGUCAAUAAAUUUCUACAAUGGAAGAUAAAAUAGCCUUUGUUCACUUGUCGGUGGAACUGAAGGUUUUAAAUAUCACUUAUGCCUUGAAUUCAACAAUUGAAGAUCUUUGCAUUAAGGUCUGCAGACAACUGGGAAUAGGACCAAUAGCAAGAAACCUGUUUUCUUUGCGAAAUUUUAAAAAGAAGUAUUGGUACCCACCAGGCCAUUUGCUCGAUGGCAAGGAAGAUAAAUUCGAGUUUCGCAUAAGAUUCAAACCUUCUUCUUUGAACAGAUUAAGAAGAAUUGAUUCCAAAGCGUACGAAUAUUUUUUUCAGCAAGUAAGACUCGAUGUUAUGGAGAAUAGUGUAUCGGAAAUUGUGUAUGAAAAACACAAAUCAGAACUUAUUGGGCUUGGUGUCUGUGAUAUGUAUAGAGUAAUGCUCGAAAAGAAAACAUCUCGUGAAAAUGUUCAAUCGGAUUAUAAAAAGUAUAUUCCAAAGGAGUGCAUUAAAAGGCAUUCGUUUUUUAUUAAGAAACCAAUACAAAAUUCUCUGGCACGAUUGUCGGGCUAUGAUGCACCCUACGUGAAGGAACAGUAUUUAGUGCAAUUCGAGUCCAUGGCUCCCAAUUAUCCCUGUGAAGAUCACAAAGCACUCUUGCAAAAGGGAACGGAUAAUACUUUGUCGCGGGUAACACUAAGAGUCACGUCUGAAAAAAUAAAUUAUUGCGAAGUGGACGAUAAGUGGAUUACACUUUGCACUAUCGAAGACCUUUGCACCGUGUCCAUGAGUCCUGAUUGUACAGUGGAAAUAGCGAGGAGAGUUGGAAUACCUUUGUAUUUAAAAUUUAGUUCAAAUGCAUUACUAUUGUCUUUCGUUUCUGCUCUCGAUGGUUACUAUAGGUUAACAAUUACUUGGACUUUUAAUUUGUGUCGUGAAGUUAUAACACCAAGUUUAGCCGCUCUAUCCAAAAUGAAAUGCCACGGUCCUGUAGGGGGAGAAUUCUCGUAUGCAAAGCUAAAAGAGAAGCGAGGCAAUCGUUCCGGAACGUACAUUUUACGAGAGAGCGAGACAAUGUACAAUGUUAUUUAUCUCGAUGCUUGCGGGAGAGAUGGGAAACCAAGGACUCACAGAAUAAAUCAAAUAGGUCCCAAUGAUUUUAUUUUAUCGGGAACUAUUCAAAAGUUCACAUCCCUUGCUCACUUGAGGAAAACAUAUCGAGACCCUGAAGGACAACUCUACCUCGGUGAAUGUAUACCAGCUUCAGAAAAUGACAAAUCUCAACUGCUACUUUGUGCUAAAGAAAGAUUAGAAUUAGAUGUGAUUGCGGAUCAGGAAUUCAUAUCAGAUUUAUUAAAUGCAAGACCUGCUGUAAUUCUACACUCAGAAUUACAGGUUUACAAAGCACAACCUCUCCCCGAAAAUAAAGAUAAUUCGGAGAAUAAUGCAGUGUCUGGAUUUUUCUCUCCCACUGCUGUUUAUAAAGCUUUGUGGCGAAUCGAAAAAGGCAAGAAGGUGGAGGUAGCCAUCAAACUGCUGAAGCAGGAAGAACUUUUUAAAGAUUUUAUACGACUUACCACUCAGUGGAGUCAAUUGAAAUGCAAAGAAUUUGUCAGAGCUUUCGGUUUAACAUUUGAACCUGCACAAGGAAUGGUUCUAGAGUUAGUAAACUUUGGCCCAUUGGACGUGUAUUUGCAACGAGAGAGUCAAACUGUAAAAACUGUUGAUUUAAUUGAAGCCGCUACUAGUCUUGCGAAUGCUGUUUUUCACCUAGAAGAAAAAGAAAUCAUUCAUGGUAACUUGAGAUGUCGGAAACUUCUUGUUUAUCAACAUACUGACAAAAAUUUUAUAGUUAAACUCAGUGAUCCGGGAUUAUUUAGAUAUGGACCAUCAGACAUUCACUGGUUACCAUUGGAGUGCUACCAUCAUCCGGAUUUAGCGAAACGUAGCACAGAGGCAGAUAUUUGGGCCGUGGGUACUGUAAUUUGGGAAAUCUUUUCUCGAGGUGGGACUCUGCCUAUGAAGCCCAAUUUGGACUCUAUUAAAAAGUAUUACGCGAGUGGAAAACGUUUGCCAAUACCCAAAAAUUGUUCGGUGGACAUUUAUCAAGUGAUGCUCGAGUGUUGGGAGGAGGACAAAGACACACGAAAGAAAGCGCAAGCUAUUGUUCGAGAUCUUCGGCAUAUCAACUUGGCUAUUUACAGUUCUAGAAGAAAUCACGUCUACGCAACGGCACUUCCGAAACUACUGAAGAACACCGUUCAUGAUGGAGACGAAGGUCUCGAAGUGGACUCAUCGGAUUGUGAAUCCCGAGCCAGUAGUCUGUUUACCGAUCACACGAGUUUACAUUGGGAUGACACGGAUGACCAUGGAUCAGGACACUUUAUGGAUCCAACAGCAACCGCAGAGGACUUUACAGCUUUUCUUGACUUACUGGCAGAAUCGGGAAUCGGCGACAGUUCGAGUGUAAAUGAUUUUUCGGAAGAAAACGGUUUUCUCGGUCAAAUGCAGGGUAUUUUUGAGUUAACGUCAGAUUGCAAUGUUAUCCUCCAGGGGAAAAUAGGCCAAGGAUUUUAUGGAGAAGUCUAUCGAGGUACUUUGGAGAAGGAAAAUUCCAAAGACUCCGAACCGCAGAGAGUUGCAGUGAAGAAACUCAAAAUGCGAUCUGUGGAAGCUGAUUUACGCGACUUUGAGAGGGAAAUAUCUAUAAUGAAGACUUUAAAACAUCCAAAUGUGGUGGAAAUUCUUGGUGUCAUUUCUGAACCUGACGUUUGUUUGGUGAUGGAAUUUUUGAAACAUGGAUCGCUGCAAAGUUACUUGGCUAUUAAUCAUGAAGUUCUGAAGGAGAAAAAGUUGCUGCACUUUGCGCUCGAUAUUUCUACGGGGAUGGAAUAUCUUGGACAGAAGAGUAUUGUGCAUCGGGAUUUAGCCGCGAGGAAUAUUCUCGUGGCUGAUGAGGAUCGAGUGAAGAUUAGUGAUUUCGGCCUGGCGCAAGUGAUGGGGAAGAAUGAUUAUUACAUUCUACAGACUGACAGGGACUUGCCGAUUAAAUGGUAUGCGCCAGAAAGCUUGAGAGAUGGAAAGUUUUCGCCAAGAUCCGACGUUUGGUCCUUUGGUGUAACGCUGUUUGAGAUGUUUAGUUUCGGCGAAGAUCCAAAGCUCCCCGACGAAUCAAUUGGUAAAAAUAAACGUGAUGGGUGUAAAAAUAGCGAAGAGGAAGGUAGCGCUGAACUUCUCGCAGCCCUCGAAAAAGGAAUGCGACUGCCGUGUCCUCCGAAAUGUCCGGCCGAAAUUUACGCGAGAUUAAUGAAUCCCUGUUGGGCUUGGGACAGUCAUAACAGACCUGACUUUCUCACAUUGUGCAAUGAAAUAAAAGACUUGAUUAUUUUUUUUUAAUUACUUAACUUUUGUGCCAUACUUAUAAUUGUACAGCCUUUUUUUCAUUUCUUGAGUUUGUCUUUUAUUCAACUCUCGGCUACAUUUUCUUUAAACUCCACACAAUGUUACAUGAAAAAUGAAAAUUCGUCAAGAGACUUUUUUUUAUAUCGAAAGCUCGUAAGUGAUAAAUUAAGAAUCUAAAAAAUUAAUUUUUAGUCCCAAUUGUAUUUUGUGUGGAGUCUUGUAAAUAUCAAUUUUCAAUUCUUCUCUACUCGCAUUAAUUUAACAUUUAAAUUUCAAAUUUACCUUGGUUUGUAAAAUUACAGUGUUGCUGUAUGAAAAUUUGAAAUUGAAAUGCAAUUUUUAAAUUAUUAAAUUUAAUGAAUUAAGUGCCUGAAAAACGAGUAGAAGAGGGAUGAUAAUAAUAAUAGAGAGAGAGAGUGUAAAGAUAAAAUUUUUUCUUUACUUAAAGUCUUUAAUAAUACAUUUUUAAUUAUUUGUACAAAAAAUGUAAGUAAAAUGUACGAAAACGUUUUGUAUUAUGUACCGUAAAUAUAGCGUGACGCCAUUUAUGAACGCUUCUAUUGUAUAUGUAAAAAUAUGUAUAAAUUAUAUGUAUAAAUUAAAUAUAUAUUUCACAUUUCAUACUUUA
Molecule: messenger RNA, 4331 nt
Organism: Leptopilina heterotoma
Lineage: Eukaryota; Metazoa; Arthropoda; Insecta; Hymenoptera; Figitidae
Gene: hop
Product: tyrosine-protein kinase hopscotch
Exons: 13
Coding region: 341-3697 (1118 amino acids)
Biological process (GO): cytokine-mediated signaling pathway; peptidyl-tyrosine phosphorylation; cell differentiation
Cellular component (GO): cytosol; membrane; cytoskeleton
Molecular function (GO): ATP binding; non-membrane spanning protein tyrosine kinase activity; cytokine receptor binding
Source: RefSeq, a predicted model, not a curated record